Messenger RNA from Fusarium odoratissimum NRRL 54006, 978 nucleotides. RefSeq names its product alpha-ketoglutarate-dependent 2,4-dichlorophenoxyacetate dioxygenase. The coding region runs from base 1 to 978 and encodes 325 amino acids. Gene Ontology annotation, molecular function: oxidoreductase activity. The record is from RefSeq and is a predicted model, not a curated record. The transcript is spliced from 2 exons. Lineage: Eukaryota; Fungi; Ascomycota; Sordariomycetes; Hypocreales; Nectriaceae.
AUGUCAGCUACAGCUACUACUACUACCACCCUGCCGCUUAGCAAGACCGCUCCCAAGGUUCGAGAGCUCCGUUCUGCUUUUGGAACAGAGGUUCAUGGACUAGACUUUUCCACUGGAGUGACUCAAGCUCACGCUGAAUUGAUCAAAGAACUGGUGACCAAGUACGGUGUCAUUGUCCUGCGCAGGACCAAUCUAAAUGAUGCGCGUCACGUCCAGCUGGGACGGGCCCUAGGAGAGCUGGACGACGUGAAACCCUACAAUAAAGCCGGCCGCAAGAACCGCCUCGAAUACGAUGAGCUUUUUGAUGUUGGCAAUAUUGAGGCAGAUGGUUCCAUCGUUGACCCCUUGAGCGCCCGUGCCCAGGCAAACAAAGGCAAUAGUUACUUUCACGUUGAUUCAAGUUUCAACCCACGACGUGCUGGCUAUUCACUACUUUUGGCUCACGAGCUCCCACCAGCCAACACUGGUGGCAGCACCCAAUUCUGCGACACAAGGGCCGCAUGGGAUGGUCUUGAUGCAGAGACUAAAAAAGAGCUGACCGAGAAUAACUAUAUCGCCGCCCACUCUAUCCUACACUCAAAGAAGCUAGCUGCGCCCGAACACUUCGCUAAUAUCGAGCCGGCCGAUUACCCUAUGGGCCGUCACCAUCUAGUCCAAAAGCAUGAGAGAUCAGGUCGUAUGAACCUCUAUCUUGCUAUGCAUAUUCACCAUAUCGAAGGCUUAGAACCUACUGAGUCUCAGUCGCUCUUCGACAAACUCUUCCAGCAUGCGACUCAAGAGAAAUACCUCAUGACCAUUGACUGGCAUGACGUCGGCGAUCUGGUUAUUUGGGACAACACGUGUACCAUGCACAGGGCGAUGGGAGGUGAAUUUGCUUUCAAGCACAAGAGGGAUAUGCGACGUGCCACUGUUCAUGACGACAGCAGCCAAGCUUGGGGCCUCAACGAACACACAGAUGUUCGUCAGGGUCUCCCUUGA